AUGGCUGUCAUAUACUAUAAGUUCAGGUCGCAACGCGAUGACUUGGUUUCGACCAUCAAGUUUGAUGGGACCGGGCUCACGGUGUUCGAGCUCAAACGAGAGAUCAUUUAUGCCAAUAAGCUGAUCAAUUCCACAGACACGGAUAUUUUAUUAUAUCAUGCUGAAGAUCCAGAUAAGGAGUACGAAGAUGAUAAUGAAGUCAUACAGCGAGCUUCGACAGUACUAGUAAGAAGAACGUCAGGUGGCAAGAAAGGAAGAGGAAACGUUUUGCGAUAUAUGGCAGGAAAACCAAGGAUUGCAAAAACUCAAGUUCCCAUUCCAGUUUCAACAUCAGCUCCAGCACCUGUGGUAUCUGCCAAUGAAGAGGACCGAAUUCGUCAGAUGUUCAGUCAACAGGACGAUCAGUGGAACCAUCAACAGGCCCUCAUGGCCACUGCACAAAGGGUAGAAAGUAAUAGGCAAAAUUUGAAACUUGACGAAAACAUUCCUGAAUAUUACAUUUGCUACAAGUGCGGCGAGAAAGGAAAACAUCAUAUUAGAAACUGCCCAAAAAAUAACGAUCCCAAUUGGGAUGGAAUCAGGAUCAAAAAAACGACCGGAAUACCAAAGUCAUACUUACGAACCGUUGAUAAUCCAACUGACAUAGUCAACGAACCUAACCAAAAUUUCAUGGUGAACGAAGAGGGCAAAUAUGUGGUUGCAGUUGCUGAUAAGAAAGCUUGGCAAAGGUAUCAAACCAUUCAGCAAUCAAGGCAAGUGGAAGAUGAUUUCCAGAUCGAAGACCCCGAAAUGAGGGAUCCGAAUUCAGGUAAGCUUUGGAGAAGUCCUGUGAGAACUAAAUGCUGUAAACAGCUAUACUCAAGACCCUACAUUGAGGAUAUACUCUUGGAGUCAGAUUUCAAGUGUCCGAAUUGUGGUCAAGAGGACAUUUACCUUGAUUCUCUAGAAGUUGACGAGGCAUUACAAAAAAAAGUAGACAAUUAUUUAAAACAGCACAAGAGAAAAAAUGACGGUGAAGAAGAGCCAAGCAAGCGGCAGCACUUAGCCACAAUGAUGCCUACUAUGAUGCCUUUUAUGCCGUUUCCAGCCCCAAUGCCUCUACCAACUGAAAACAAGAAGUAA
Ogataea angusta is the source of this 1122-nucleotide messenger RNA. RefSeq lists its product as uncharacterized. The transcript has a single exon. Gene Ontology annotation, biological process: mRNA processing; protein ubiquitination; ubiquitin-dependent protein catabolic process. The coding region runs from base 1 to 1122 and encodes 373 amino acids. NCBI's taxonomy places the organism in Eukaryota, Fungi, Ascomycota, Pichiomycetes, Pichiales, Pichiaceae. Gene Ontology annotation, cellular component: nucleus. Gene Ontology annotation, molecular function: zinc ion binding; ubiquitin protein ligase activity. The record is from RefSeq and is a predicted model, not a curated record.